CGAAGUUCUCAAAAUUCUACAAAAACAUCAUUAAUCUCAAUCAAAGGCCUUUUGACAAUGUCGCUAAAUGUUAUAACGUCGGAUGUGAUUCAUUUCUGUAACAUAUGUAGUAAACCUAUCGCUACAGAAUCCGCUUAUAAACGGCAUUUAUCAUAUUGCCGCAGAACUCAAGGCCGUCCUAGAAAGCGACCACGUUCUUGCAAAGAAUGCCACUCCGCAAAGGCCAAAUGUAGUUUUGAAUCGGAGUGUUCACGUUGCAAAGCCAAAGGCCUUUAUUGUGUUUAUGAGCAGCCUGGUGCUUCUGCUCUUAUCAUCAAUGCAAACAACAACUAUGGCUCUGUGUCAAGCUCCCCAAAUAGCUAUCCGGACCCCUUUUACCAACCUCCGCCUUACUGCGAUUUUGGUUCCCCAAGUAGCCUACCCUUACCGUCUACAUCGCCUCGGUCGAUACUUGAGCUUCGAGCUGACCCGGUAGCCCGACAUGGCGCUGGUUUCAUCCUAGAGUCUAUACGAAGCCUUCCUCUUAUGAUGAUAAGCAGAGAGACAUUUUCAUGGUACACACACGGCCAUUGGUAUCAAUCUAAGCUUCCUCAGACCAUCGUUAGGUGUUCGGAGUUAGCGACUUUAUAUGCCGAACGCCGACCAUCUCCGAGGGACCCUUUUUGGACGUUACUAGAAGAGGAGAACCGGCGACUUCUUCAAGAUCUUCCUAACUGCUCUUUACGAGAUAUGGUAUUUGCGAUGCAAGUCCAGAUCAUAUACAUGAUCAUGUUCGCUCUAGGCCAUGCCUCCCUAGCCGAAAUUCCCCAGGUACGCCUGCAGAUGCUUAUGACAUUCGAUCUUUAUGGUAUUAAGGCAACUGAGAUGGAUAAUAACGUGUGGUUCCCGCCUGAGAGAUUAGAUGACCCCAACGUAACCUGGGAAGAUUGGAUUUUUGCUGAAGUCCGACGAAGGUUAGCUAUCACUUGGUUUCUACUCAGCCGGGUGAUGGAUCUCAAAUUCGGGGUUAUGUGUCCCAGCGUUAGCAAUUGUCGCUCGCUUCCUCUCCCUGCUCCGGACUCCAUCUGGAAUGCUAGAACACGAGAAGAGUGGGAAUCAUCUCGCAAGGUCCACUCGAAUUGUUGCUGGGAAUCCUUGAAAUCAUUUGGAGACCUGAUAACCGCCCGUUCAUACCCUCCCGACUCGGAACCUUUUCAACAGCUUAACAAAUGGCAUGCAAAUUGCGACAAAUUGGGGCUCCUCCUAACUCUAGCAACGAGUAUGGUCUGAACUAUAGUGCAUGGCCUAAAUUAAAUAAAAAUUGGUACUCCGAUUAAGAUUUCGGGCGUUGCAAUUUUCUAGCAGAGUUAACGAGGGUCAAUCUAACGUCGCGCCAUUAUUAUAUAUAGAAUAGGGAUAAAUGGUUAUACCGGGAGCUCUUUUCUAAAUCAUGUCACGAUCAAAUAUUCUUACUAUCCGCAAUCAGAAAUCAGAGCAUGAAUAGUAUUCAUUGAGGUCAAUCUAGAGUCAGCCUAGAAGCUUGAGAAACUAUCUCACCACUUCGGCCACGAACAUAUAGGCCCUUUAUCAUCAAC
This is a messenger RNA of Hypoxylon trugodes, 1574 nucleotides long. RefSeq lists its product as uncharacterized. Gene Ontology annotation, molecular function: zinc ion binding; DNA-binding transcription factor activity, RNA polymerase II-specific; DNA binding. The coding region runs from base 58 to 1269 and encodes 403 amino acids. The record is from RefSeq and is a predicted model, not a curated record. NCBI's taxonomy places the organism in Eukaryota, Fungi, Ascomycota, Sordariomycetes, Xylariales, Hypoxylaceae. Gene Ontology annotation, biological process: DNA-templated transcription; regulation of DNA-templated transcription. The transcript is spliced from 4 exons.